Hirundo rustica (Barn swallow) is the source of this 3463-nucleotide messenger RNA. Its product is annotated as son of sevenless homolog 2-like. The transcript is spliced from 20 exons. Bases 50 to 3340 code for a protein of 1096 amino acids. Gene Ontology annotation, cellular component: plasma membrane. Lineage: Eukaryota; Metazoa; Chordata; Aves; Passeriformes; Hirundinidae. Gene Ontology annotation, biological process: Ras protein signal transduction; positive regulation of GTPase activity. Gene Ontology annotation, molecular function: guanyl-nucleotide exchange factor activity; protein heterodimerization activity. The record is from RefSeq and is a predicted model, not a curated record.
GUGAGCGGCGACACCGCGGCGGCCCCGGCCCCGAUGAGGAGCGGCCGCCAUGCAGCCGCCGCCGCAGCCCUACGAGUUCCUGGGCGAGGAGAACGGCCCGAAAUGGCGCGGCCUCUUCGUGCCCGCCCUGCGCAAGGUCCAGCAGCAGGUUCACCCCAACCUCUCAGCAAAGGAAGAUUCCCUCUAUUACAUUGAGGAGCUGAUCCUGCAGCUGCUGAACAAACUGUGCAUCGCCCAGCCACGGACUGUGCAGGAUGUGGAGGAGCGGGUUCAGAAGACGUUUCCUCACCCCAUAGACAAGUGGGCGAUCGCCGAUGCUCAGUCGGCCAUCGAGAAACGGAAAAGGAGGAACCCUCUCCUGCUCCCCGUGGACAAAAUCCAUCCUUUGCUGAAGGAGGUCUUGGGCUACAAGGUGGAUUACCAUGUCUCUCUCUAUAUCGUGGCUGUCUUGGAAUACAUCUCAGCUGACAUUUUAAAGCUGGCUGGAAAUUAUGUUUUCAAUAUCCGACACUUUGAGAUCUCCCAGCAGGACAUUAAAGUAUCGAUGUGUGCUGAUAAGGUUUUAAUGGAUAUGUUUGAUCAGGAUGAGAUUGGCUUGGUUUCUCUGUGUGAGGACGAGCCCUCUUCUUCUGGGGAGCUCAACUACUACGACCUGGUGAGGAAUGAGAUUGCAGAAGAGAGGCAGUACCUGAGGGAGCUGAACCUGAUCAUCAAAGUAUUCCGGGAAGCUUUUCUGUCCAACAGGAGGCUCUUCACACCUCACGACAUUGAUGUGAUAUUCAGCAACAUUUCAGACAUCCACGAGCUGACAGUGAAGCUUUUGGGAUUGAUUGAGGACACUGUGGAGAUGACAGAUGAAAGCAGCCCUCACCCUCUGGCUGGCAGCUGCUUUGAGGACCUUGCAGAGGAGCAAGCCUUUGAUCCGUAUGAAACCUUGUCCCAGGAUAUUCUCUCUCCACGAUUUCAGGAGCAUUUCAAUAACCUAAUGGCCAAACCUGCCGUGGCUCUCCACUUCCAGUCCACAGCUGAAGGAUUUAAGGAAGCUGUCCAGUAUGUCCUGCCUCGCCUCAUGCUGAUCCCAGUCUAUCACUGCUUGCACUACUUUGACUUGCUGCAGCAAUUGCAGGAGUGCAGUGAGGAUGAAGAGGACAGGGAGUGCCUGAAGCAGGCCAUCACAGCCCUCCUGAACCUGCAGUGCAGCAUGGAGCGCAUUUACAGCAAGCACUCCCCGCGGCGCCGGCCUGGGGAGCCGGUGUGUCGCUUCUAUCACCGGCAGCUCCGAAGCAAACACUUGGCCAUCAAGAAAAUGAACGAAAUCCAGAAGAACAUCGACGGCUGGGAAGGCAAAGACAUCGGCCAGUGCUGCAACGAGUUCAUCAUGGAAGGGGGCCUGACGAAAAUCGGCGCCAAACACGAGCGCCACAUCUUCCUCUUCGACGGCUUGAUGAUCAGCUGCAAACCCAACCACGGGCAGUCGCGGCUGCCCGGCUACAGCAGCGCCGAGUACCGGCUCAAGGAGAAGAUCGUCAUGAGGAAGGCGCAGGUGCUGGACAGGGAGGACACGGCGGAGUACCGGCACGCCUUCGAGCUGGUGUCCAAGGACGACAACGGCGUCGUGUUCGCCGCCAAGUCGGCCGAGGAGAAGAGCACGUGGAUGGCGGCGCUGAUCUCGCUGCAGUACCGCAGCACCCUGGACAGGAUGCUGGACUCGGUGCUGCUGCAGGAGGAGAACGAGCAGCCCCUGAGGCUGCCCAGCGCCAGCGUUUAUCGGUUCGUGGUGGAGGACUCGGAGGACAACAUCGUUUUUGAGGAGAGCUUGCAGAGCAGGAACGGCAUUCCCAUCAUCAAAGGGGGCACGGUGGUGAAACUCAUCGAGAGGCUGACCUACCACAUGUAUGCAGAUCCUAAUUUUGUUCGGACUUUCCUGACCACCUACCGCUCCUUUUGCAAGCCCCAGGAGCUGCUGAGUUUGCUGAUAGAAAGGUUUGAGAUCCCUGAGCCCGAGCCCACGGAGGCAGACAGGCUGGCCAUCGAGAAGGGCGAGCAGCCCAUCAGCGCCGACCUGAAGCGCUUCCGCAAGGAAUACGUGCAGCCCGUGCAGCUCAGAAUAUUGAAUGUUUUCCGCCACUGGGUCGAGCACCACUUUUAUGAUUUUGAGAGGGAUCUGGAGCUGCUGGAGAGGCUGGAGACCUUCAUUUCCAGUGUCAGAGGAAAAUCCAUGAAGAAGUGGGUGGAGUCCAUUGCUAAAAUCAUCAAGAGGAAGAAAGCCCAGGCAGACGGGGUCAGCCACAACAUCACCUUCGAGAGCCCCCCGCCGCCGCUGGAGUGGCACCUGUGGCGCGUGGGGCACAGCGAGGCGCUGGAGCUGAUGACCCUGCACCCCAUCGAGAUCGCCCGGCAGCUCACCCUGCUCGAGUCCGACCUGUACAGGGCUGUGCAGCCUUCUGAACUCGUCGGCAGCGUGUGGACGAAGGAAGAUAAGGAAAUUAACUCCCCAAAUCUCUUGAAAAUGAUUCGUCACACUACAAACCUCACUCUGUGGUUUGAAAAGUGCAUCGUGGAAACGGAGAACUUUGAGGAGCGAGUGGCUGUGCUGAGCAGGAUCAUCGAAAUCCUGCAGGUUUUCCAAGACCUCAAUAAUUUCAAUGGUGUUCUGGAGAUUGUCAGUGCUGUGAACUCUGUCUCAGUCUACAGGCUGGAUCACACAUUCGAGGCACUCCAGGAAAGGAAAAAAAGAGUUUUGGAUGAAGCAGUAGAAUUAAGCCAAGAUCAUUUUAAGAAGUAUUUAGCUAAGCUCAAGUCAAUCAACCCCCCCUGCGUGCCUUUUUUUGGAAUAUACCUAACAAAUAUCCUGAAGACAGAAGAAGGGAAUCCCGACUUCCUGAAAAGACAAGGGAAAGAAUUAAUUAACUUCAGUAAGAGGAGAAAAGUGGCUGAAAUUACAGGAGAAAUUCAGCAGUAUCAAAACCAACCCUACUGCUUACGGAUUGAGCCAGAAAUCCGGAAAUUCUUUGAAAAUCUCAAUCCCAUGGGGAAGAUACCAGAAAAAGAGUUUACAGAUUAUCUGUUCAACAAGUCCUUAGAGAUUGAACCUCGGAACUGCAAGCAGCCGCCUCGAUUUGAGUCCAGUCAGCUGGGCAGGAAUUCUUCACAGCUCAUGAUUUCCAAAGAGAGAAUCUUACUGGAAUUUCAGGAAAAUCCAGUUGUGGGUGCUGUAAUGUGCUGGGCACCGCUGAAAGCUGGGGACAUAAUUCACUUUGCAAGGCUCAGCUUUGAUCUGUGCUGGAUUACGCCCGAGCCUAACCAGGCUGGGUUUGUCCACACAGUGACCUGGGUGUAGGAAUUUAAUCCUGGAUAAACUGGAGGGUCUGGACAGCAUUUUCCAAGUGUGUCCCUGAUCCUGGGUGUGUGGAGGGGCACGGUGACCCUCUGUGGUUUUGCUGUUUCUGGGGUGUUGCUCUGG